Messenger RNA from Rosa rugosa (rugosa rose), 2084 nucleotides. Its product is annotated as loganic acid O-methyltransferase-like. Bases 40 to 852 code for a protein of 270 amino acids. The transcript is spliced from 3 exons. The record is from RefSeq and is a predicted model, not a curated record. Lineage: Eukaryota; Viridiplantae; Streptophyta; Magnoliopsida; Rosales; Rosaceae. Gene Ontology annotation, molecular function: S-adenosylmethionine-dependent methyltransferase activity. Gene Ontology annotation, biological process: methylation.
AAGAAAUAUCCAGUAAAGUUCCUGAAGCACAUCCAAUGAAUGGUGGAGAUGGGCCCAACAGCUAUGCCAAGAACUCAACUUACCAGAGGAGUUGUGGGUGUUGCUAAAGAGCUUCUAAACAAGGCAAUUCUAGAAAAGCUUGACAUAGACAUCACGCUGUUGUCCAACACCUUUCACAUUGCAGAUCCGGGUUGCUCUGUUGGUCCAAAUACAUUUUAUUCAGUGGAAAAUAUACUUGAAGCAGUGCAGUCCAAGUAUCAAAUCCAGGGGCAGAAUUCCCAAAUCCCAGAAUUUCAAGUUUUCUUCAAUGAUCAUGCUCAAAAUGAUUUCAACAUGCUUUUCAAAUCCAUCCCUCAGAACAGGCAAUACUUUGCAGUUGGUGUGCCUGGUUCUUUCCACGGCCGGCUAUUUCCUAAAGCUUCGAUUCACAUUGUUCACACUUCUUAUGCCAUUCAAUGGCUUUCUAGAGUACCAGAAGCGGUAGUGGACAGCAGCAGUUCUGCUUGGAAUAAAGGACGAAUCCAUUAUUCAAAUUCCACAGAUGAAGUAAUAAGGGCUCAUGAAACUCAAUAUAGUGAGGACAUGGAGUGCUUCCUGCAUUCCAGGGCACAAGAGAUUAUGUAUGGAGGACUGAUGAUACUUAUGAUUCCAGGCCGCCCCGAUGGAACUCCUCACUCCCAUUCUCAGGCAAAUAUGACCUUACAAUUUCUAGGAUCAUGCCUCAUGGACAUGGCUGGAAAGGGAGACGUUAGUGAAGAGAAAGUAGAUUCAUUUAACAUACCUAUGUAUACCAUGUCUCCCCAAGAACUGAAAACUGCUGUAGAACCAGGCACGGAACCAGGGGUGGGCUGAGGUAUGCUGCAGCACACCUCAACCAUUUGGAGAAAAAAAAAAUGAUUAUAUAUAUAUAUGCUGCAACAAGCCAACAACUCUCUUUUUUUCUCCCCUUGUCUCCUCGUCUGUUGUCCCCUCCUCACCUUUUCUCCCCUUCUCUCCUCUUUUCUGUCUUUUCUCACCUCUUAUGUGACUCCCCUCCUCACCUUUUCUCCCAUUUUCUCCUCCCUUCUGUCUUUUCUCCCCUUUUUCUCCUCUUUUUUGUCGUCCUCUCCUCACCUCUCUCUGCACAUCAGCGUCGGUCUCUCACCUCUCUCUACCAAGUCACUCACUCCUCUCCUCAGCACUCUGCUCUCAUUCUCUCCACUUUAUUGAGGUAUGAAUUGAUGAAAUUAGAAUGUGAUUUAGGUUAGAAUUUGGGUAUUUCUAGUUUUGUUGAUGUAAGGGAUCAUUAAUAUUGUUGACUCAUCUUCUAAGCAUGUUUCUGAGUUAAAAUCUAUUCAAGAAGUUGAAGUUGUGGAACAAAUUGCUGUUGGGGAACUUGAAACUGGAAAGUGAGCUAACCAGACAUGCAAUUUGCAAAGAGCUGAAGCUACUCAGUGGAGUUCAAGGUAUUAUUCUAUCAAGAACUUGAUGAAAUUGUACAACUCAAUUAGUUCAGUCUUGAAAAACAUGAUAGAUAGUGGACUCAAUGGAAAAAAUACGUGGAGAGGUUUGGGUGCUUCUAAAGCUCUUAGAUCAUUUGACAAUGUUAUGCAAUUGAGAUAUACCAUCUAAACGAAGUAGAAUCUGCCAAAUUUUUAAGCAUAAUUUAGCACACCUCAAAUUUAAUUCCUGGUUCCGUGCCUGUGUAGAAUGAAAUGGAUGUUUUAGUAUAGAGAUAAUGUCAGACUUACCUCAUCAUCAGUUGGUAGAUGACACUAUCUCCCUAUCUCAACUACUUGCCUCUCACCUGAGGGCGGGCAUGGAGGGGAUCGUCAAGCAGCAAUUUGGAGAAGAAAUCAUAGAUGAGCUGUUUGACUUGUAUCGGAAUAAAUGUGAAGAGCAUGCCUCCAUAUUUAAGUCAGGGAAGUCAUGUAACUUUCUUGUUGUGCUUAGGCGCACUGCAGAUUGAUUUGGAACAUGCUAUUGGUGAAGCAAUUGUUGAAUUUCCCUUUAGCUUCCUUAUUAUGCUUGUUUAUAACUACACAACAAAGUGACAUGUAAUAGUACUACAAUAAAACUUUGUGAAGAUAAAGUGUCAAAAUGAG